AUGACCAACAGCAAGACCCCUGAGACAGAUCUUUGCCCUGACUGGAUCUACUCCGACUCCUCCGAUGUGCACAUCGCCAAAGACCGAGCGUGGUUUACUUCUUACCACGUCUUUCCGUCCCAUGUCACCUCGCUAUACGCCAUCGGCGCCCCCAUCCCGGUCCUAGGUAUCGGCACCAUCAAGCUCCCCGUCAAAGCCACCCGUGGCUCGUUCACAUCCUACGGCGCCUCACCCAUCGAGCUCCACAACGUCCUCCACGCACCAACCUACUUCUGCAACCUCCUUGGCCGCCCCCUCGGAGCCAUCUACCAAAUCAGCCUCGGCGGCUCAGUGCAUGAAGGCGGUCGCCCAAACCGCGGCGGCCUCGCUCUGAACGGAAGACAAGUCACGCACUUCCAGCCCGGCCCGAUCAGCUUCUUCUCACUCGCCGUGCUACCGCCCCCAGGAACGAGCUUCGGACCGAGCGCGUUCAGGACCGGCGGGAGUCGGGCGGUAAGCGCGCACUGGCCGCACGCAGAGCGGUCGCGCUGGCACGCCAUCCCAGCCCACGCCGCGCUCGAGCGCGACCCGCUGCCAGAUCAGCCGCCGUAUGCACUGCAUGAGAUGGAGUUUGUGAAUCGGCGGUGGGGGAGUGAGUUUCGGUUUCUCGCGCAGUAUGGGCUGGGGCUGCUUGAGGAGAGGGAUCGGAGCGAGGGGAGACGGAUUGCGAGGGCGCUUCUCCAGGGGAGGGAUCCGGAGGUGAAGGUCGGGGUGUAG
Molecule: messenger RNA, 756 nt
Organism: Didymella exigua CBS 183.55
Lineage: Eukaryota; Fungi; Ascomycota; Dothideomycetes; Pleosporales; Didymellaceae
Exons: 2
Coding region: 1-756 (251 amino acids)
Source: RefSeq, a predicted model, not a curated record